AUGGAAAAAUACCCCGAUGUUAUUCCUCUUGUAGGUAAAGAAACAUGGGAUAAUGUCUAUAAACCAGAUGUUGAUAGUUAUUUGUUAAUGAAUGUUUUAGAAAAAGAAAGAGAUUUCAUUAACAGUCAUGAACCAAUGACAUCACUUGAAAUUGGAGUUGGAAGUGGUAUUGUAUCAAAAUACGUUAAAGAAUUAUUCCCACGAAUAACUACAUUCUGCAGUGAUAUUAAUCCGUAUGCACUUGAAUGUACGAAAAAAGUUCAUAAAGAAGGGAAUUUAAUUGAAAGCUCAUUGAUAGAAUCAAUCAGAGACGAAUCAAUUGAUUUGUUUAUAUACAAUCCACCAUAUGUUCCAACACCAGAAGAAGAACUUCAUCAUUCAUAUCUUUCAUUAAGUUGGGCAGGAGGAAAAGAUGGGAGAGAAAAAAUUGAUUGUGUAAUUGAACAUUUGUGGGAUAUAUUAUCACCAAGAGGAAUUGGUUAUAUUGUAAUAAUUCAAGAUAACGACCCAAAAGCAAUUAUAGAAAUGGCAGUUAAACAUAAUUUGAGACCUAAAAUCAUUGAUUCCAUCAUUCUUGAAACAGAAAAGUUAUAUGUUUUACGAUUGAUCCCAAUCUUUGAGAUAAAUGAAUAA
This is a messenger RNA of Entamoeba dispar SAW760, 633 nucleotides long. RefSeq names its product n6-DNA-methyltransferase, putative. Gene Ontology annotation, molecular function: S-adenosylmethionine-dependent methyltransferase activity; protein methyltransferase activity. The coding region runs from base 1 to 633 and encodes 210 amino acids. The transcript has a single exon. Lineage: Eukaryota; Evosea; Mastigamoebida; Endamoebidae. Gene Ontology annotation, cellular component: eRF1 methyltransferase complex. The record is from RefSeq and is a predicted model, not a curated record.